UUCAACAGGUAAAACCCUAGUUCUGCAAAUUUUAUCAAAAUCAAAAUCCAAAAAAUCCCAAAUCUCUCUAAUUCUCUCUCUCUCUCUAUCCGAUCUGUACGGAACGAAUCCCGGUGGAAAAUUCAGGUGCAACGCGGCCCACUGGUUCGGGGUUUCGUCGCGGAGGGGAACACAUUCAGUGAGAUUCAAAUUCGAUCUGAAUUUCUGUUCUUUACGUCAAAAACGAUGAAGAACAUUGAGCGUUUUGCCAAUAUCGCCUUAGCAGGUUUAACGUUAGCACCACUUGUUGUGAAGGUAGAUCCAAACUUAAAUGUAGUUUUGACUGCAUGUCUCACAGUUUUUGUGGGAUGCUACCGGUCUGUGAAGCCAACUCCCCCCACAGAGACGAUGUCUAAUGAACAUGCCAUGCGUUUCCCGUUUGUUGGGAGUGCGAUGCUGUUGUCACUGUUUUUACUCUUCAAGUUCUUAUCCAAAGACUUGGUUAAUGCUGUUUUGACGUGCUAUUUCUUUGUUCUUGGAAUUAUCGCUCUCUCGGCGACGUUGUUACCUGCUAUUGCACGAUAUUUGCCAGAUCGUUGGAAUAAUGACCUUAUCAUCUGGCAUCUUCCAUAUUUCCGUUCUGUUGAGAUUGAGUUCACAAGGUCUCAGAUAUUUGCUGCAAUCCCUGGGUUCUUUUUCUGUGCUUGGUACGCUUCGAAGAAGCAUUGGCUGGCUAACAACAUAUUGGGGCUUGCCUUUUGUAUUCAGGGAAUAGAAAUGCUAUCUCUUGGAUCUUUCAAGACAGGAGCCAUUCUUUUGGCUGGUCUUUUCGUAUAUGAUAUAUUCUGGGUUUUCUUCACUCCAGUUAUGGUCAGUGUUGCAAAAUCUUUCGAUGCUCCUAUUAAGCUGUUGUUUCCUACAGCAGAUAUUGCACGUCCAUUUUCCAUGCUUGGACUUGGUGAUAUUGUUAUCCCCGGUAUUUUUGUGGCGCUGGCAUUGAGAUUUGAUGUAUCUAGAGGGAAAGAAGGCCAGUAUUUCAAGAGUGCGUUUUUGGGAUACACAAUGGGGUUGGUCCUUACAAUAGUUGUAAUGAACUGGUUUCAGGCUGCACAGCCUGCACUGUUGUAUAUUGUACCAGCUGUUAUUGGAUUUUUGGCUACCCAUUGCCUCUGGAAUGGUGAUGUCAAACCGUUAUUGGCGUUCGAUGAGUCGAAGACCAGUACAAAAUCUGAAGCAGAUAAUGAUGACAAACCUAACAAGAAGACGGAGUAAGUUGAAAUACAGAGAAACCACCGACACACCAAACCCUUCCUACUAAAAGAAACUGUUUCUCUCAAGGCUACCGAGUGCCUUAAAGCUUAUCUUGGUAAUUUAUGAACCCGCACACAUUUGUAACAGAUUUUGAAAUGAGGAAGAAAUAAUAUAAUUUUCAGUUUCGUACAAUUUAUAACA
Molecule: messenger RNA, 1431 nt
Organism: Argentina anserina (silverweed cinquefoil)
Lineage: Eukaryota; Viridiplantae; Streptophyta; Magnoliopsida; Rosales; Rosaceae
Product: signal peptide peptidase
Exons: 12
Coding region: 226-1251 (341 amino acids)
Biological process (GO): membrane protein proteolysis
Cellular component (GO): cytoplasmic side of endoplasmic reticulum membrane; membrane; lumenal side of endoplasmic reticulum membrane
Molecular function (GO): aspartic endopeptidase activity, intramembrane cleaving
Source: RefSeq, a predicted model, not a curated record